AUGAUAAAUUUUUUAAAACCUUGGAUGAACGUAAUGAAACGUAUUCAAUCUUCUCUAAUUCCAUCAAUUCAUACAGUUACACCAAGUAUAUAUAUAAUUAAUUCCUCAUUAGAAAUAAAAUCAAACGAUGCUAAACAAGACAAAGGUAUGGUGUUUUUUCGUCAACGAGCGAAACAAGCCAUAAAAGAAAAAAUUUCUUUUCAUCCUAUACAUCUUAUGGGAACUUUCUUUAAUCCUAAAACUAGGAAAAUGAAGCACUUAUCACCAAAACAACAAGAAGAAUGCAUCGAAUACGUUAAGCAUGAAAUGCUUAUGAUGGAUAUUGAUCAGCAUAGUCAAUCACCUCCAAAAAAGAAACAAUGUUUGGCAAAUACUACAUGUACAUAUAUGACAGAAUUUUAUUUAAAUACAGAAAAUGAUGAUGAAGAUUAUGCUGAUCAACAUAAACUAUCAAAAGCUGCAUCACACAUGAACGAAAUCGAUUUAUAUUUAAAACAUGGUUUUGAUAAAACGACAAUAACAACAGAUUUUGCCCAAGAAAACGAAGAAUUUAAUCCUCUAGCAUUUUGGAAGAAUAAACAUGGUUCGUAUCCUAUUUUGGCAAAGGUUGCUGCUCGAAUUUUAGGUGUACCAGCUACUAGCGCAGCCGUCGAACGUGAAUUCAGUUUCGCUGGUAACAUUAUUACGCAAAAGCGUGCAAGACUAUCACCAGAUACAGUUAAUGACAUUGUUUUCAAUCAUUCACUCAAUACGUACAAACAGCGAUUUAGUAACACAAAUAACAAUAAAUUUAAAAAAAUAUAG
This is a messenger RNA of Rotaria sp. Silwood1, 804 nucleotides long. NCBI's taxonomy places the organism in Eukaryota, Metazoa, Rotifera, Eurotatoria, Philodinida, Philodinidae. The record is from the annotation of a GenBank genome assembly.